Messenger RNA from Rhagoletis zephyria (snowberry fruit fly), 1284 nucleotides. Its product is annotated as protein disulfide-isomerase TMX3-like. Gene Ontology annotation, cellular component: endoplasmic reticulum. The record is from RefSeq and is a predicted model, not a curated record. Lineage: Eukaryota; Metazoa; Arthropoda; Insecta; Diptera; Tephritidae.
GCAAAGUAUGUGUAUAAUGGUGAUCGCACUAAGGAAGAAUUGGUUGAUUAUGCUCUGCGUAUGAGUGGUCCUCCCGUACAGCUAGUUACACGCCCCGAAAGUGUUGAUAUGCUUAAGGGUUCUCACACUAUAUUCUUUAUUUUCGUUGGCCAACAAGAGGGUAUUUUGUGGGAAUCGUAUUAUGCCGCUGCAGAGAAUUAUCAAGAAUAUGGAUUUUUCUAUGCAACCUCGCCGGAUAUAGCAUCACAACAUUUCGAUUUUGAGCAUUUACCAGCCCUGCUGGUUUACAAAGAUGAGCAACAUUAUGUAUAUCCACAUGCACAUGUCGUAGACACCAUGGAGGGCACCGAAAUUAAUGAAACGGUUCAUCAUUGGGUGAAUGUUGAGAGAUUUACAACUUUUCCGAAAAUCACGCGCUUCAAUAUAAAUCAGUUAAUGCUUACGAAGAAGUAUCUUGUUGUAGCCGUAGUAGAGGAGGACAAACUAAACCAAGUAGCUACACAUGAACUAGAAUUCCGUGACAUGGUUGAAGCAGUUAUUCGUAAGCAUCGCGAUAGAUAUCAUGAUAAAUUUCAAUUUGGAUGGAUUGGCGAACCUGGUAUAGCACACUCUAUUAUAUUGGAUACAUUGCCUACUCCUCAUUUAAUCGUGAUCAACUCUACAACCCAACAUCAUUACAUACCAGACGAUGAACCACUAAAAAUUACACCGCAAGCACUUCACAUCUUCCUAGAGUCGAUUCAUAAUGAAAGCGCUACUCCACUAGGCGGCGACACUUACUUUGUACGACUACGACGCGCAUUUUUCGAAGCUAAGAAGGGAUUGCGUGACAUGUGGCAGGGCAAUCCUGUACUUACUACUGUCAUAUUUGGAUUGCCAUUUGGAUUUUUGUCACUCAUUUUAUAUUCCAUAUUUUGUGGAGAUUGCUUCGUGGCCUCAGACGAAGAAGAUGAUCACGAGAAGACAGAGUAAACUUUACGUAAAAAAAGCUUCCGCUUUUUAGAGCAUUUAAUUAGAACAUUCAUUUGAAUUAAUUUAUAUUUUCUAGUCUACUUAAAUUGGUUUGUAGUUUAAUUUAUAGGUGCCAUGUAAAUUUGUUUUAUAUUCUUGUGUACAUGUAAGAAACAAACUAAACACAAAAAUAUGUUAUUAUUUUUAUUAGUUUUAUAGAUGCGAAUGUUUGAUAGGAAUAAAAAAUUGCAAUAUAUUUUACAUUCCAACAUCUUGCAUGCGUAUUUGACCAAAAAUAAAACGUUCGAUACUGAAAUAUUGAGAAAAACUAAA